CUACUGAAUGGAGAUCAUCAAAUGUGUGCUGGUUGGAGAUACAGCUGCAGAAAAGACCUGUCUUUUAAUCUCCUUCACCACUAAUUCCUCCCCCAAGGAGUACAUCCCAACUGUGUUUGACAACUACAUGUCAACUGUCAUGGUGGAUUCCAGACCCUUCACCCUUAAACUGUGUGACACAGCGGGUCAGGAGGACUACGACCGACUCCGUCCCUUAUCCUACCCACAUACCGAUGUCUUCAUCAUAUGUUUCUCCAUCUCUGACCCAGCCUCUUAUGAUAAUGUCAAGCUUAAGUGGUAUCCUGAGGUUUCACAUCACUGCCCUAACGUACCCUUCCUGCUGGUGGGCACAAAAAUGGAAGAGCGAGAAGAUCCAACAGUUUUAAAAAAACUAAAAGAGCAGAAAUUGACUCCUAUCACCAAGCAGCAGGGGGAGGCUCUCGCUCAGGAAAUUGGAGCUACUAAAUACCUUGAAUGCUCGGCUCUAAAGCUAGUCGGAGUCAGGGAGGUAUUUGUGGAGGUGGUUCAUGCCUUUCUGAAUACAAAGCCUGUCCUUCAUGAAAAAUCCUGUAUGCUGUUAUAAAGAAAUGUGAAUAGUUGACCUAUCCAUGCUUUUGUCCACAGGUGCAUUAUUUCAUAUUAGCUAGGGAUGCAGUGCAGUGCUAUGGGAGAUUUUGGCCAAUGGUUAUUUUGUCUACAGUGGCACCUUCCAACCACAAACAUACAAUUUGUUUUAAGUGAUAGACCAACACAAAGUAGAAUAUAAUUAUUAAGUGGAAUGAAACUGACUCCCGGGUGUGAUCCAGAAGUAAAAAAAAAACAA
Astyanax mexicanus (Mexican tetra) is the source of this 823-nucleotide messenger RNA. RefSeq names its product ras-related C3 botulinum toxin substrate 1-like. Gene Ontology annotation, biological process: small GTPase-mediated signal transduction; actin filament organization; cortical cytoskeleton organization. The transcript has a single exon. NCBI's taxonomy places the organism in Eukaryota, Metazoa, Chordata, Actinopteri, Characiformes, Acestrorhamphidae. Gene Ontology annotation, molecular function: GTP binding; GTPase activity; protein kinase binding. Gene Ontology annotation, cellular component: cell cortex; plasma membrane; cytoplasmic vesicle. Bases 8 to 583 code for a protein of 191 amino acids. The record is from RefSeq and is a predicted model, not a curated record.